Poecilia reticulata (guppy) is the source of this 3097-nucleotide messenger RNA. Its product is annotated as relaxin-3 receptor 1-like. Gene Ontology annotation, biological process: immune response; positive regulation of cytosolic calcium ion concentration; calcium-mediated signaling. Gene Ontology annotation, molecular function: C-C chemokine binding; C-C chemokine receptor activity. The record is from RefSeq and is a predicted model, not a curated record. Gene Ontology annotation, cellular component: membrane; external side of plasma membrane. Lineage: Eukaryota; Metazoa; Chordata; Actinopteri; Cyprinodontiformes; Poeciliidae.
AGUGAGAGCCCAUCGACUAUAAAAGCAUCCAGUCCGGCGGCUUUGCUCUUCACAUUCUCAGGAUGAAGAGGCUGACGCGUCGUGUCAGAAUAGGCUGAUGCAUUUUAAUAUCCCCCUUCUUUAUUUKUAUUUUUAUUUAUUUUAAUUUUUUAAAUUAUGGAUAGCUUAAGUUUCCAUUUGGAGCACCGAUAACAUGUGAACGGAGAGUUUUUUGGGAAACCAGGAGGAGGAAGAUGGGKAUUUUUUGUCUCCACACCUGUGCGCUCUCAGUGCGGAGGUUACUCUAACACAGGAGGAGAAGCUGGAGACCUUUCUUAAAAAAAAAGAAAAAAAAAAGUGAGCCGAUAUUUCUCUGCACAAGCAUGCAGAGCAACAGCAGCUCCCCUGGACCCCCCACCGGGCUGAGUGACUGCGGGGGGCAGGAGGAGGAGAUAUCCGAGCUGGUCAGCCCGACAGGAGCAGGCUCCAACCUGCCGAUGUUUAACCUUUCCCUCAACUGCUGGCUUCUCAUCCUCUCCAAGGAGUCCUCCCUGGAUCUGCACGGAGACAACGCCAACCUGCCAGUGCGAGUCGUCAUUGCUCUGGUCUACCUGGUGGUGUGCGUCCUGGGGCUGGUGGGGAACCUCCUGGCGCUCUUCCUGCUCCACUCCCGCCGCCGGGGUCACCACCACUCCGCCAUCGACUGCUUCGUGAUGAGCCUGACCAUCACAGACCUCCAGUUCGUCCUGACCUUGCCCUUCUGGGCCGUGGACACCGUGCUGGACUUCCGCUGGCCCUUCGGCCGCGUCAUGUGCAAGAUCGUGAGCUCGGUGACCACCAUGAACAUGUACGCCAGCGUUUUCUUCCUCACKGCGAUGAGCGUGACCCGGUACCACUCCCUGGUUACGUCCCUGAAGAUGAGCAGCCCAAGGAUCGCCAUGGCCCGCGCCAAGUGGGUCAGCUCGGCCAUUUGGGUGGUCUCUCUGGUGGCCACGCUGCCCCACGCUUUCUACUCCACCACCGUUCAGGUGUCUGCAGAUGACGAGCUCUGCUUAGUUCGGUUUUCAGACUCUGACUCAGGUCACUGGGAUCCCCAGGUUUUGCUCGGGCUCUACCAAACACAGAAGGUCCUUCUGGGAUUUGUAGUUCCCCUGAUCAUCAUCUCUGUGUGCUACCUCCUCCUGCUGAGGUUCAUCCUGAGCCGGCGCAUCGUUGGCAGCUCGGUCGGCAGCGGCAGCGGCACGGACAAGUCGGAGCACGAGAGAGGACGCCACCGCAAGCGCUCCAAAGUCACUCGUUCCGUCACCAUCGUAGUCCUGUCCUUCUUCGUCUGCUGGCUGCCGAACCAGGCUCUCACCCUGUGGGGGGUGCUCAUCAAGUUCGAYCUGGUGCCCUUCAGCAAGGCCUUCUACAACGCCCAGGCUUAUGCCUUUCCGCUGACUGUGUGUCUUGCCCAUGCCAACAGCUGUCUCAACCCAGUGCUCUACUGCCUGAUCCGAAGAGAGUACAGGACCGGACUGAAGGAGCUCCUUCUGAGAGUUUCUCGUAACGCMCGGAACGUUCUUUCUCUGGCUCUGAGAGGAAGGAGAGUGGAGGAGGCACCUCCCAGCACGGUUGUGGUGCACAAAGACAUCAAUAUGUGAUUUAUUCUGUUUCUUAGACGAUUGGGAAAGCUGUGAUUACAUUUUUUUUUUUAUUAUGAAGAGAAUAUCUGAACAACAAACAAAACCUAAUUUGUCAAUAGGCCUUAGGGGUUGACAGUGUAUUUUGUUAACUUUGGAGACAGCCAGGCUCUUUGAUUUCCCCCACUCUCAUCUCGUCCUCGUCUGUUGGUGCCUGACAUUUCAAAUAGGUCUCAUAGCAGCUUGUGAAACAAUAACUGGUUUAAUAUUGAAGUUAGAUAAUUCAAGCUAAAAUUGGGCUUAGCGAGAGGGAAACAAUCUGGUCUCAAUUAUAAAAGAAAUGCCCAGCUAACGUAUUUAGAGCUAAUUGGCAUCACCAGCGGAAGUGUCAUUACCAAGCGUUUUUCUUUUUGCAAGCCAGUGAUUACUGACAACAAGUUAUGCUUUCGURAAAACAUUGGAGCUGCAUGUUGUGGACACACAAACUGUCAAAAGCUUACAGGGACAUCUAAAUAUUGCAUUUGUCGCCAUUAUUAACGUCUGUCCAAAGUGGAUUUUUAGAAAAGAAAACACAGGAUGUKUUAAAGUUAUCUUCUCAAACAAAAAGACCUCAAAAAUUGGCCUAAAAAAAUAUAGGAUUUUGAUUUACUAUCAGGGACAGAACUGAACGAAGAUCUAAGGUAGUUAUAGGAGACAGCCACCUUAUAAUUUUUUUAUGAUUGCAGUAUAGUAUCAGCCACUAGGGAUGUCCUGAUCAGGAGCAGUGAGUGUGUUCAUUCACAUUGCAUGUGCUGCAGUAUCUUUCUUCCUGAAAGCUACAGAUUUCUUCUUUUUUUUUACCAACUAGGGUUCCUGUUGGAUAGCGACGACAGAAAGCUAGCGACUAGCUAGGUUAGCUAAUGAUCUGAUAUUGCAGUAGRUCCCUUUCUUCAAUUAAUUGCACCGCUCAAUUCAUAUUUUACUGAAAUAUUAGGCUAACACUAGCAUGUUUGCUCCCUGWSUUGACACRACUUGUAGACUAUUUAGGUAGAGACCCGAGUGUUGUUCCAGUUACACUUGUGGACAGCCUGUGUUAUAUUUUAAACACYGUAAUGAACGGAAAAGACAUUUUGACUUUCAAAGAAAAGCYGUGUUUGUUAUGUCAACAUAAUCRACUGUACAGCCGGUAACAUAUUUUUGUAGAUCAUUCACACAAAAACAACUUAAUCGCAGAAAUGCAGGCUGAUCUCGGGGGCCGCCACGUGGCAGAUCAAGCACAAAGUUGCCAUAUUUUUCUGGAAUACAAUUUAGCUAUAAAACUGAGUGAGGUGACAGAUAAAGCRCCAUCUCUGCUGUUGAUUUACAGUAAGAACAAAAGAUGAAAUGAUCAAACCCACAGUUUUCCGUUAUAAAGAAAAUCAAAUUCGGUGAUUUAGAAGCGACAUUUGUUCAGUGUUUACUGAUCCAGACUUAUAUAGUGUGUGUAUCGCACUCUAUGAAUAAAUUGUUUCGCAAGA